Messenger RNA from Rattus norvegicus (Norway rat), 2556 nucleotides. It is a transcript of the gene Vipas39, whose product is annotated as VPS33B interacting protein, apical-basolateral polarity regulator, spe-39 homolog. NCBI's taxonomy places the organism in Eukaryota, Metazoa, Chordata, Mammalia, Rodentia, Muridae. The record is from RefSeq and is marked validated. The transcript has 20 exons. Gene Ontology annotation, cellular component: late endosome; recycling endosome; cytoplasm. The coding region runs from base 142 to 1617 and encodes 491 amino acids.
GCGUGUGUUCCUUUCACCUUCUUCAGACUCUCUUCGGCUGUCCCCUUCGGCCCUUCUCUAUGCCACACAGCCUGUUUAGAAAGGCUGGUCCGGCGGCAGAGCCUGGCGCUGUCCUGAGAAGGAGCGCUUGGUGCGGAAGAGAUGAACCGGACAAAAGGUGAUGAGGAGGAAUAUUGGAACAGCUCCAAGUUCAAGGCGUUCACUUUUGACGAUGAAGAUGAUGAGCUCUCACAGUUAAAGGAAUCCAAACGGGCAGUGAAUAGCCUUCGAGACUUCGUGGAUGACGACGAUGACGAUGACCUGGAGCGAGUCAGCUGGACUGGAGAACCUGUGGGAAGUAUCUCAUGGUCCAUCAAAGAGACUGCUGGGAGUAGCGGGUCAACCUCUGAGGGACGUGAACAGAUGAAGGGCCGGAACAGCUUCUACACACAACUACCCAAACCUCCUUCCACCUACUCCCUGAGCAGCUUCUUUAGAGGCAGAACUAGACCUGGGAGUUUCCAGUCCCUUUCUGAUGCUCUGUCAGACACACCUGCCAAAACUUAUUCUCCAGAGCUGGGGAGGCCUAAGGGAGAGUACAGGGAUUACAGCAAUGACUGGAGCCUCAGUGAUACAGUGCGACGUCUCCGCCAGGGCAAGGUCUGUUCACUAGAGCGCUUCCGCUCCCUCCAGGAUAAGCUGCAGCUCCUAGAGGAGGCCAUAAACAUGCAUGAUGGGAACGUCAUCACUGCAGUUCUGAUCUUCCUGAAGAGGACCCUGAGCAAAGAGAUCCUUUUCCGAGAGCUGGAGGUACGCCAGGUCGCACUGAGACAUCUCAUCCACUUCCUUAAAGAAAUAGGGGACCAAAAGCUGCUUUUAGAUCUCUUCAGGUUCCUAGAUAGAACAGAAGAGCUGGCGCUAUCCCAUUAUCGAGAGCAUUUGAACAUUCAGGACCCUGAAAAACGAAAAGAAUUUCUUAAGACGUGCAUUGGUUUGCCCUUUUCAGCGGAAGACUCUGCACACGUGCAAGACCAGUACACACUGCUGGAGCGCCAGAUCAUCAUCGAGGCCAAUGACCGACACCUGGAGUCUUCAGGGCAGACUGAGAUCUUCCGGAAGCACCCCCGAAAAGCUUCCAUCCUCAACAUGCCACUAGUGACGACACUCUUCUACGCCUGCUUCUAUCACUACACGGAGUCCGAGGGGACCUUCAGCAGUCCAGUCAACCUGAAGAAAACAUUCAAGAUCCCAGACAGACAGUAUGUGCUGACAGCCUUGGCUGCGCGGGCCAAGCUUAGAGCCUGGAAUGAUGUCGAUGCCUUGUUCACCACAAAGAACUGGUUGGGUUACACCAAGAAGAGAGCACCCAUUGGCUUCCAUCGAGUUGUGGAAAUUUUGCACAAGAACAGUGCCCCUGUCCAGAUAUUGCAGGAAUAUGUCAAUCUGGUGGAAGAUGUGGACACAAAGUUGAACUUAGCCACUAAGUUCAAGUGCCAUGAUGUUGUCAUUGAUACUUGCCGAGACCUGAAGGAUCGUCAACAGUUGCUUGCAUACAGGAGCAAAGUAGAUAAAGGAUCUGCUGAGGAAGAGAAAAUCGAUGUCAUCCUCAGCAGCUCGCAAAUUCGAUGGAAGAACUAAGGUUCUUUUGCUACCCUGAAAGCUGCCUCGCUUCUCACUCUUUCUGCCUCUGGAAACAGAGAGCUCUCUUCUUAGGAGAGUCACUGCAUUCUACCACGGGAGCCUAUCGUCCACAGGCAGUGCCUGCUGGUUUGGGGACAGAAACCAGCCUUUGAGCACAUGUAUCUUGAGACUGAUCUGUCCAGGGGACAUCAUCUACAGGCCAGUAGCUAAGGCUUUGAUUCUCAAGAAGGAUGCUCUGCACCGGUGCUGUGGAAAGGUGGGAGCCCAUGGGUAGGAUGUCUCGUGGUCAGAGGAAAGUGACCACUCCACAAGUACAUCUGGACUAAGCCCCAGGCGUCUCAGGAUGGUCGGGACAUUCCUGGUCCUUUCAGCUAUUACUACCCAGAACCUGUGUUGGACAUGCUCAUUUCUGCUCUAAAGGGAGUCAGAACAGAACUAAAGUGACUCUUCAUGGGCCUCAGGAAGGAAUAUCAGUAUUGCUCAGGACCUGCUGGAAACCAGAGUCAAGUUCUCAAGGCACAGGGCCACACAUCUAUGACAGUCACUUCCUAAACAUUGUGUACCUUCAGCCAGCAUCCAUCUGCUGUUCCUGUCAACGUUGUGUAGGGAUGUGUGAGGGAUGUAGGGUCCCUCUCUCACCUGCACACUGUCUGGGUGUGAGCCAUCUGUUUCCAACAUGUCCUCUGCUUCUCUGUCAGAAACAGUUUUACCUGGAAUUCAGAUUCACCAGUGCUGGAGCGCUCUUUUAGACAAAAAUUAUUUCACCAGAAGCAGCCACAAGUCUCACCUGGGCUACUGUAGUAGUACUUCCAUUUAGAUAUCUCCACAGGCCCUGUUGCCCUGCUGAGGACUUGAGCAAUGUUCCAUUUUGCCCCGUGCCUCCCUGAACUGGAUUUUCCCAACGUGUAACAUUCCUAAUAAAACUGUUGUAUUCUU